Messenger RNA from Cuscuta campestris, 1777 nucleotides. Lineage: Eukaryota; Viridiplantae; Streptophyta; Magnoliopsida; Solanales; Convolvulaceae. The record is from the annotation of a GenBank genome assembly.
UUCCUAAACCCUUUCUCCAUUUUUCAUCCAUUUCUUGGCAGAGCCGCGCAACGCACAUACGCACGUAUAGGUGUAUUAUACGGCGCGUUUUUCUUAGAAUCUGGCUGGGAAAUCUACAAAGUUUGAAUCUUUAUUGUUCCAGUUUUCUUGGGCGUUGAUUCAAUUUUGGCCCCAGCAAGAAUUUGGAAUCUAUUUUUCUUGGCACUGAUGAUUUCACUUAUAAGCCUGGUCUUGGGAAGAGAAGAUCUUGAUGAGCUUAGGGAAAACAGCUGAGUAGUUAAUCCAAAAGAUGGAGUCUAACGAAAGCGUGAUUGCCAAUCUGCUGGGUUUUGGCAAGUCUUUUCCUCCACGGACGCCAUGUGAACGAAGAACUAAAAGAAGAAUGCCAUCAGAACACUAUCUCCAAAAAAUAGCUUCUAUUGGUUUGUGGGAAAAUAGUUCAUUUUCAGUCAAGAAGAAGAGUUUUAAUUCCAUUGAAUAUGAUAAGCUUCUUGGAGUUCGGAGACAUUCCUCGGUUUGUAAGCCAUUUAGGAAGGUUAUUGAACCAAGACAUAGUUCAAUGCAACGUCCUAAAAGCGCAAUGGUUUGUCCCAAACAGAGCCCGAAACAUUAUGCUAAACUUGGAGAUGGAGUGAUAGUUAUUCCGGAGAAGAAGAGCGCGUCUAGAUUCUACAAAUCCAAACGCGGUAUUUCAAGCAUUGGGAAUUCAUUAAUGAACUUAGAGGAUGUUGUUUCCUCUUACAGCUCGACGGCUUCAGUUAGACAGGAAUCGCUAAAUGGAUCCCCUCAAACCCAAGUGGGAUCUAUGGAAAAUGCCAUAAUUUACCCAAAUUCUCAAUUGAAUACAAAGGAAGGUAAUCAAAGAAGUCCAAAUUCAGUUCUCGAACCACGUUUUAAAGAGAUCGAACUUCUAAACUCCGAAUGCUUUCACCAUCCUGUUUUAGAUGUACAUAGUGUGGUAGCACAGCUCAAGCUUCUUGAUGACGAGUCAGAUGAAACAUACUCUGAAGCUUCUGAAAUGGCCCUCUCAGCUGCUGAAGACACAAAAAGGGGAUCUUUUUAUUCUUCUCAAGAACAUCUUGGCGUGUUUCGCACGGAAGAAAGUCGGGACUUUUCAUACCUAGUCGACGUUUUAGACGAGGCGCGCCUCCACUUUGAAGUGGACUUGGAAACGUGCAAUUCUUUGGAGUCCCCUAUAAACCCAUCGCUCUUUGACACCUUAGAGAAGAAAUAUGGCAAGCAAAAGUCUUGGUCAAAGCCCGAGAGGCGGCUCUUGUUUGACCGUAUAAAUUUAGGGUUGAGCGCGAUUUUGGGCUCUUUUUUCGACAUCCAUGUUGCGUCGAAGUCGUUGAGAUUGAGGCUUUGUAGGAAGUUGAGGAGAAGCGAGGUGGAGGAAGAACUGUGGAUGUCGCUCGUGAACAAGGGAACGGAAACCGAGUGUAUGGAAAUGGAAAGAGAGAUUGGUGUUGUUUGUGAUGAAGUAGAGAAUUACUUGUUUGAUGAGCUGCUAGCUGAAGAAUUUUAUUGCAUUUGACUUCUUGGUUUGCAGCCUUUGUGUUCUUGAGCAGGGGCAAGGUCCGCGUAUACAAAUCCUACCCAGAAUCUAUUUGUGUCGAUUAUUAUUGGUUUUUUUUGUGGGGUGGGGUGGGGGCUAUUUUUCUUAAAUACAUUUUUCUUUUUCUUUUUUUUUAAAUACAUUUGUUCUUUUAUAUUUACAUCACAUUUUUUUGGGUGUUGCAUCCAUUUUUGGUUGAAUGGGCAGUUUUAUAGGUUAUAG